CUCCACGAACCCUCCUCCAGCUCCCCACAACCCGCGCAGCCGCAGGGGAUUCGAGUCGUCAAGGCGACAAGGGAUCGCUACGAGCGCGAGCGAGGCGAGAGAUCUCCCCAUCUCUCUCGCGCUCGCCUCGCUCGGUCGCCGCCGAUGUUGAGGACGAAGACCCCGCGGUCGCGCGGCGGCAAGGCGCGCCGCGCCCCCGCCGCUGCGGCGGUGAAGGCGAAGGCCGCGGCCGAAGGGAGGUCGCCGUCCGGGGAGCUCUCGCUGCAGCUGGAGAACGUCUCCCUCGUCUCAUUCCUCUCCGACUGCCGCGGCGCCGGGCCCACGCCCUUCGAGGCGCUCCUGGAGGAGGAGAGCUCCCUCGACGACCCGACCCCGCCGCCUCCGCUUCUUCUGCCUCCGCCGCCUGAGGUCUCGCCAAUGGACGCCGACGAGCCCAUGGAGGAGAAGGAUUGCUGCAUCCUUAGCCAGGAUUUCUUCUGCACCCCGGACUACAUCACGCCGGAGAUGCCGCAGCUGGCCAACGAUUUCGAGGCCAAUAAGGAGAAUACCCCUUGCCCCAAAUCUCCGGAGAAGUCAAUGAACGGUCGGAGCAAGAGAUACAGGAGAGAUUGUUCUCCCAAAGGUCUCGAAUCCACCAACUUUUCUUUCCACCAGCAGAUUACUCCAGUCCAGUUUGACAGUCUAAGUCGAGAUAAUUCGGAGGAAGACCAGCUGAUGCAACCUGCAUUGCAAAAGAGGGGUAGUUAUGUCUCGCAGUCGGCAGUGGCUCUGCGCUGCCGGGUGACGCCUCCACCAUGCAUCAAGAAUCCGUACCUGAGUAUAGAUCCCCUAAUAAAUGAUGAUGUUUACGGCGGGAGGCAAUGCAAAUCAUCAGGAUUUUCUCCUUCGAUUGGUGGUGAUAGCCUCUCACGCUACAGAACUGAAUUCCAUGAAAUUGAGAAAAUUGGUCAUGGCAACUUCAGUGUUGUGUUCAAAGUUCUGAAGAGGAUAGAUGGGUGCUUGUAUGCAGUAAAACGGAGCAUCAAGCAAUUGCAUAAUGACAGGGAAAGGAGUCAAGCAGUGAAGGAAGUCCAAGCUUUGGCAGCCUUAGGUGCUCAUGAGAACAUAGUUAGAUAUUUCACCUCUUGGUUUGAGAAUGAGCAACUUUAUAUUCAGAUGGAACUCUGUGAUUGCUGCCUAUCUAUGAACACAAACCCGCCGCUGAAUUGUGGGGAAGCCCUGGAGCUGCUGUAUCAGAUCUGCAAAGGCUUGGAUUUCAUCCAUGAACAUGGCAUAGCACACCUUGAUGUGAAGCCUGAUAACAUAUAUGUCAGAAAUGGUGUUUAUAAGCUUGGAGAUUUUGGUUGUGCUACACUUAUUGAUCAAAGUUUGGCAAUUGAAGAUGGAGAUUCACGUUAUAUGCCUCCGGAAAUGCUGAAUGAUAAGUAUGAGCAUCUUGACAAAGUAGACAUCUUUUCUCUUGGUGCGGCCAUCUAUGAGCUUCUAAGAGGGACCCCGCUUCCUGAGUCUGGACCUCAUUUUACAAGUAUAAGAGAGGGCAAAAUCGCCUUACUUCCAGGGUGCCCAAUACAGUUUCAGAGUUUAAUUAAGUCCAUGAUGGAUCCUGAUCCGGUGAAGCGGCCUUCCGCGAAAGAGAUCCUGAGACACCCCGUCAUUGAGAAGCUUCACAAGGCCGAGGCGAAGAAGUAGAGUGCCGCUGCGCCCAUCAGAUCCCAGCUGCAAGAGAGCAGGCGCAGCUGUGUCACUCACCAUCAGCUGCUGCCAAUUUUGUAUAUCUAUUGAGAUGACUCUCUAAACGGUUCACAAGGAAUCUGUUCUCUCCCAGUGAUAGCUAAUAUGCGUGCCCUGAUCUGAUAUUGUAUAGAUACUUGAAACUAAGCAGUCAGGAGUGAUCUGAUAUGUUUGCAGCAUAUUCUUCGGUCCUCGCCAUCGUUCCUGUGAAAUUCUUGCGCUCUAAAAAGGGUGUAUUUCCCUGUGGAAUCACUGUACUUCAAUCUAUGUUUUUUUUGUCAGAACUUACAGAUGCGGUUUAGAUUAGGGCGCACGAGCAGCAUGAAGCAUUUUUUGUUGAUGACUUGAUGCUGCAUUUGUUGAGUGAGGUCGUGAAAAUUAUUACUCCAGUAAAAAAUGGGACUUUGAU
Molecule: messenger RNA, 2140 nt
Organism: Phragmites australis (common reed)
Lineage: Eukaryota; Viridiplantae; Streptophyta; Magnoliopsida; Poales; Poaceae
Product: wee1-like protein kinase
Exons: 10
Coding region: 145-1689 (514 amino acids)
Biological process (GO): protein phosphorylation
Molecular function (GO): protein kinase activity; ATP binding
Source: RefSeq, a predicted model, not a curated record